Jaculus jaculus (lesser Egyptian jerboa) is the source of this 843-nucleotide messenger RNA. RefSeq names its product RAN guanine nucleotide release factor (gene Rangrf). Gene Ontology annotation, cellular component: nucleus. Gene Ontology annotation, biological process: regulation of membrane depolarization; protein import into nucleus; regulation of sodium ion transmembrane transporter activity. Gene Ontology annotation, molecular function: guanyl-nucleotide exchange factor activity; transmembrane transporter binding; small GTPase binding. The record is from RefSeq and is a predicted model, not a curated record. The transcript has 5 exons. Lineage: Eukaryota; Metazoa; Chordata; Mammalia; Rodentia; Dipodidae. Bases 137 to 694 code for a protein of 185 amino acids.
AAGUCUUAAAGGCCCAGGAUCUAAGCGAUCCCGGAGGAGGCGGUGGCGGCUGCGUCCACCCAGAGAGGUGAUUCCGCGAAGCCCCAUGUAGGUUUCCAUUAAGCUUCUCUAAUGUCCACACCUUAGUCCCCGGUUCAUGGAGCCCACCAGAGACUUUCCACUGUUCGGGGGCGCCUUCUCUGCCAUCCUCCCUCCUGGGGCCAUUGAUGUGAGUGACCUCCGCCCGGUCCCGGACAACCAAGAAGUUUUCUGCCAUCCCGUGACCGACCAGAGUCUGAUCGUGGAACUUCUGGAGCUGCAGGCCCACGUGCUGGGCGAAGCGGCUGCGUUGUACCAUUUUGAAGAUGUUGGCGGGGUGCAGGGGGCUAGGUCUGUGCACGUGGAGUCUGUGCAGCCUCUCAGUUUGGAGACUUUAGCCCUGAGGGGCUGUUGUCAAGAUGCCUGGGUCCUCUCUGGCAAGCAACAGAUAGCUAAAGAAAACCAGCAGGUAGCAAAGGAUAUCACACUGCACCAGGCUUUGCUGCGGAUGCCCCAGUACCAGACUGAUCUCUUGCUCACAUUCAAUCAGCCCCCCUCUGACAACGGGUGUCUUGGCCCUGAAAAUCUGUCAUCUCCGCCCUGGAGCUUGAGUAACUUUGAACAAUUGGUGACCAGUUUGACCCUCCAUGAUCCAAACAUCUUUGGUCCUCACUAAAGACGCAUGCUGCCGCCGCUAAGGGACUUAGGGACCCAGUUCUGAGAAAAGGGAGAAAGAAAUUGGAUACCUGAGUUUCCUCUUCUUUCCUGGACAUAAACAUAAAACACCUCCUCUGCAGAAAUAAACUUGCUUUACCACCAACAUAA